Brassica oleracea var. oleracea is the source of this 1813-nucleotide messenger RNA. RefSeq names its product protochlorophyllide-dependent translocon component 52, chloroplastic. Lineage: Eukaryota; Viridiplantae; Streptophyta; Magnoliopsida; Brassicales; Brassicaceae. The record is from RefSeq and is a predicted model, not a curated record. The coding region runs from base 60 to 1667 and encodes 535 amino acids. The transcript is spliced from 6 exons. Gene Ontology annotation, molecular function: 2 iron, 2 sulfur cluster binding; chlorophyllide a oxygenase activity.
CGUUGUCACAACCACACACACACACACACCACCACCAAAUACUCUUUCUUCUUCCAACCAUGGAAGCUGCUCUUGCAACAUGCACUCUUCCAUCUCCGCGAAUCCUCAAACCAAAACCUCGAUUCAGAUGCUCUCUCCCCAAUCCCAAACCCAUCUCUCCAAACUCCAUCGCCUUCAAAUCCCCCCCACCGCCGUCAAAAUCCAACCUUUUCACAACCGCGGUGUCGUCAUCACCCACCGUCGCCCCGACGAACUCCCCGCCGGAACCCGAACCCGGAUCGGACUCGUCGUCGAAGAAGUUCGACUGGUACGCCAACUGGUACCCGGUGAUGCCCAUCUGCGACCUCGACAAGAAGGCUCCGCACGGGAAGAGAGUCAUGGGGAUUGAUGUUGUGGUCUGGUGGGACAGGAACGAGAGCCAGUGGAAAGUGAUGGACGACACGUGUCCUCAUCGCCUUGCUCCCUUGUCUGACGGGAGGAUUGAUCAGUGGGGGAGGUUGCAGUGUGUGUAUCAUGGUUGGUGCUUCAACGGUAAGGGUGAUUGUAAGCUCAUUCCUCAAGCUCCUCCUGAUGGUCCUCCGGUGCACACGUUCAAGCAAGCAUGUGUAGCUGUUUACCCAAGUACAGUGCAGCAUGAGAUCCUUUGGUUUUGGCCCAACAGUGAUCCCAAAUACAAGAAUGUUCUUGAGACCAACAAGCCUCCUUACAUUCCAGAGUUGGAAGACCCAUCGUUCACUAAGCUCGUGGCAAAUCGAGAUAUUCCCUACGGGUACGAUGUGUUGGUGGAGAACCUCAUGGACCCGGCUCAUGUUCCCUAUGCACAUUAUGGACUAAUGCGGGUUGGUAAACCAAAAGAGAAAGUUGACAGAGAAGGGGGAAAACCACUCGAGAUCACCGUGAAAAGACUAGACAACGAAGGCUUCUUUGCAAGGCAAGAAUGGGGUUAUGCUAAUUUUAUCGCACCAUGUGUGUACCGAGCUUCCACGGAGCCAUUAAGAGAGGAGGACAAGGAUUCUAUCACAUCUGAAAAGGGGCCAUUGAAAAAUCGCAAAUUGUCAUUGAUCUUUAUAUGCAUCCCAGUCAGCCCCGGUCGCAGUAGGUUGAUUUGGACGUUCCCGAGAAACUUCGGGGUAGCUAUUGAUAAGAUUGUUCCUAGAUGGGUGUUCCACAUAGGGCAAAACAAGAUUCUAGACUCAGACUUGCACCUCCUUCAUGUCGAGGAGAGGAAGAUACUGGAGAGAGGCCCUGAAAACUGGCAAAAAGCUUGCUUCAUCCCAACAAAAUCAGACGCACUUGUGGUUACAUUCAGGAGAUGGUUCAACAAGUACAGUGGAGCUCAAGUCGACUGGAGAGGAAAGUUUGAUCCAUCUCUUCUUCCUCCAACGCCUCCUCGAGAACAGCUCUUCGACAGGUAUUGGUCGCAUGUGGAGAACUGCAGCAGCUGCAAGAAAGCUCACAAAUACCUCAACGCGUUUGAGGUGAUCUUGCAAAUCGUAUCGGUUGCUUUGAUCGGAGUUAUGGCCGUGACGAAGCAGAUUGCCAUGUCUAAUGUGGCUAGAAGCGUGGUGGUUGUGGCGGCUGUGUUGAGUUUUGCGGCUUCGAAGUGGCUAUCGCACUUCAUCUACAAGACGUUUCAUUACCAUGACUACAACCAUGCCCUUGUUUGAAAAUUGAAAUGAUAUUGGUGUGUGUACAUAAACAUUUAUACAUACAUUUGAGGAACCUACAAAACAUCAUAGUCCGUGUUUAAGGGGCAUGUUAUGCUCUAAACCAAAUAAGUGAACUGGGCUCAUUUGCAAAUGUUCGGCCUUCA